GUCUGUCGUCACCACUGAGUCAAAUGACAAUUGCUUUUCCAUUAUUGAAUUCCCCCCCAUAAAUUUCACAUAAUACGCCAUCUCCCAUCAUUAAAACAGCCAAUUUUGCAACUUUGAUUCCAAAAGCAGAGAGAAAAUCCAAGUGAGAAAAAAGACUACAUCCAUAGGUAGAGGAUUUUUGGGGAGCUUUUAACAUGGCGUAUGGCCAACCACCAACAUAUCUUAUGAGGUACGAGCUUUGAAUUAAAAAAAGGAACCAAUAGAAGAAACUUACAAUAUUUAUACUGUCCAGCUAGUUACUGGUAUGAUUAUUGAUUGUGUCGGUGCUUUCUAACAUAUUUCCUUUUCAUUUUUUUUAUUAGAAUUAAUUAAUUUUUUUUAAAAUGCUUUUAAGAAAAUCAACGUAGAGUAGCCACAACCGCUACCACAAUAACCCUUUCUUCAUUCACUUCCAGCUUUUUGCCUUUUCAUGGGUAUUCUUUCUCUCUCUGUUAUUCCUCCCAGUUUAGCUCUAGAUUACAGGGAAACAAAACUUUUGUAAUUUCACAUAAUUAUACAGUCAGAGAGAAAGAUAAAGUGGAAGAUGGAGGUCGGUGGUGGGGGUCAAAGUGGAGUUACUGCAAGUUCAGGGGUUUGUUGUGGUGGGAAGAGAAAGAACGAAAGGCCGUACAAAGGGAUUCGUAUGAGGAAGUGGGGAAAGUGGGUUGCAGAAAUUAGAGAACCUAACAAGCGUUCGAGGAUUUGGUUGGGUUCGUAUUCGACGCCGGUGGCGGCGGCGCGGGCUUAUGAUACGGCGGUGUAUUAUCUAAGAGGGCCUUCGGCCCGAUUGAAUUUUCCUGAGUUGUUGGUUGGUGAUAGUGGGCUUAAUGAUUUGUCUGCUGCUUCAAUUCGUAAAAAAGCCAUAGAAGUUGGUGCCCAAGUUGAUGCUGUACAGAACUCGCUUGCAACUCAUCAUCAUCAUCACGACGACCAUCCACAAGAAAAGGUACACUGUGAGACGGCAAGCCCGUCAGAAUUGAAGCCCUGUUGGUUUCAAGAGAAGCCCGAUUUAAACAUGAAGCCCGAGCCCGAAGAUCCAGAAUUGGAUUACUGGUGACUGGUAAUAUGUAGUUACUAUUGAUAUUACGAAUAAUAGUAGUAUCUGUGCUAGUGUAAUUUUUUUUGGAUUUUUGUUGGGUGGGGAAAGAGGAAGUGCUUUGGUAAGAAUACAUGCGCCGCUCCAAGUUGUGUCGACUCCUAGCUUGGUAGCCUAGGAUUGUUAAAAAAAUUAUCACCUCUUUAUUUAAUUUCAUUUUACUUUUAUGAACAAAUUAUGAGCUCAACAGUUUUGAUGUUGUAAGAUGUAAAGGGGAUUUGUUUUAUUAUUUUGUCUAUCGUAAUUCAAUCUGUA
This is a messenger RNA of Solanum dulcamara, 1390 nucleotides long. Its product is annotated as ethylene-responsive transcription factor RAP2-10-like. Lineage: Eukaryota; Viridiplantae; Streptophyta; Magnoliopsida; Solanales; Solanaceae. The record is from RefSeq and is a predicted model, not a curated record. Gene Ontology annotation, molecular function: DNA binding; DNA-binding transcription factor activity. The coding region runs from base 584 to 1096 and encodes 170 amino acids. The transcript has a single exon. Gene Ontology annotation, biological process: regulation of DNA-templated transcription.